This is a messenger RNA of Eimeria necatrix, 465 nucleotides long. RefSeq lists its product as hypothetical. The record is from RefSeq and is a predicted model, not a curated record. Gene Ontology annotation, molecular function: actin binding. NCBI's taxonomy places the organism in Eukaryota, Apicomplexa, Conoidasida, Eucoccidiorida, Eimeriidae. The transcript has 3 exons. The coding region runs from base 1 to 465 and encodes 154 amino acids.
AUGGAAGCCCCCAAGGGGCUUUCCGAAAACUUGCAAGCGCGGGAGCCCCGGCCGCCAGGUGUAUAUACACUCCACGCAGACGUCGAACUCCUCUUGGACCAGAUUCGCCAAGGGACCUGCAAAGACAGCAUUAUUCAGCUUCUCGUCGAUCCAGAGACUUGCCAGAUCUCAGCGAAGAAGACUUUGCCGUUUGACAGCAGCAGCAGAAAAGAGCGGCUGAAUUGGAUUCUCUGCAGCGCCAAAGAAGAAGGGCCUUCUCUUUUUGUUUUUCGAAUAGACUUGCGCUCCAACUCUCCGGAAUGGGCGCUGCUGGUGUGGGCCCCCAAGAGCUCCCUUUCCGUGGCCGAAAGGGCCUUUUACUUCACAGCUUUGUCUUGGCUUUCGAGUUCCUUCGUGGACACGAAUCUUCCCCGCGAGUUCUACGUCACUGAGGAGGCUGAAAUGCCGGUGUUCAAGUGGACCUGA